CAUCCGUCUUCGUCCAACUGCCAGCUCGGUGUCCCCGCAGCGCCGCUCAGCAUGUGCCCACCGCGCAGUGAGUAACCAGCCCGAGACUCGCGCUCGGCGCUCGGCGCUCGGGUAGGGAGGGGCGGGGAAGAGGAGGCAGAAACUUGGGGCCGGCUGUGCGGAGACUGGAAGAGGGUCGGCAAUCUCGUGCAGAGGAGAAGGAAACGCGGAAAGACUGCGUGCUCACCAUGCGCUCCACAGGACAUUGUCUCUUUUAAUCUUGAAAUUGCGCCGUGAGUUAAGUAUUUUGCCCACUUCACAGAUGAGAAGCUGAGGUCUGCUGGGAUGUUUUCUUGCCCAGGAUCCCUCAGCUCCAGUUCUAAAAGGGUAGCUCCUAGCCGGCUUCAAAAUGAGGCUGUUUCCAAAACACUGGGUGGUGAGUCUGGGCCAUUCGCUUCACCCCUGGCCUCAGUUUCCCACCUCUUGAAAUGGAGACUUUUUUCUGGGUGAACUCUGUCCAACACCCUUGUCCGAACCCACAAGGAAGCUGUCACAGUGAGUUGGCUUCCACUCCUAGAGCAGAGCGCUGCCCUCCAAGAACCUGAUUCAUCUCUCAGAUGUUGAAGGAGGUUGGAAAGGGGUUGAGGGAUUUUGGUGCCCAGAAGUGGAUGAGUGGAAAUGGCCAGAACAGAUGGAAGGUAGAGGCAGGCCAGUUCAGCCUGCCCCUUGAUUCCCUUCCAGGCCUCUUCCUCAUGGCCACCCUGGUCUUCCUAAUUCACCUGGACCACCUCAGUUUGGCCAGGAGCCUCCCCACAACCACAGCGGGCCCAGGAAUGUUCCAGUGCCUCAGCCACUCCCAAAACCUGCUCAGGGCCGUCAGCGACACGCUUCAGAAGGCCAGACAAACCCUAGAAUUUUACUCUUGCACUUCUGAAGAGAUUGACCAUGAAGAUAUCACCAAAGAUAAAACCAGCACAGUGGAGGCCUGCUUACCACUGGAAUUAGCCACGAAUGAGAGUUGCCUGGCUUCCAGAGAGACCUCUUUAAUAACUCAUGGGAGUUGCCUGGCUUCCGGAAAGACCCCUUUUAUGACGACCCUGUGCCUUAGCAGCAUCUAUGAGGACUUGAAGAUGUACCAUAUGGAGUUCCAGGCCAUGAAUGCAAAGCUUCUGAUGGACCCUAAGAGGCAGAUCUUUCUGGAUCAGAACAUGCUGGUAGCCAUUGCUGAGCUGAUGCAGGCCCUGAAUGUCAGCAGUGAGACUGUGCCACAGAAACCCUCCCUGGAAGAGCCGGAUUUUUAUAAGACCAAAAUCAAGCUCUGCAUACUUCUUCAUGCCUUCAGAAUUCGUGCAGUGACCAUCGACAGAAUGAUGAGCUAUCUGAAUUCUUCCUAGAAACUGGAGGUCUCUCCCAGCCUUAGUCAUUUUUAUAAAAAUCGGAACCACAGAAAUGCUAAAGGGUGUGGGUUAAGAUCUGGGGUGGGGGUGGCUGGACCUGGUCCCACUUAGGCUGGUGCAGGAGUUCUCAUGCUUGUCUACAUCGGUCAGCAUCCCAAAUGUGAAGGGUGUGAUCGUUCUACCCGCGUAAUUCCUUUGACCGAAUAUAUUUCAUAUUUCCUAGGGGUAAGUUUUUAUGAGCAAAUUUCUAAGGAGGGGAAAUGUCCUCAAAGGGCAUGUUUUUCUUUUUUUUCCUUUAAUAGAAGAACAAGAAUUUAUAAGCUAUUUCAGUACCCAAGUGUC
Camelus dromedarius (Arabian camel) is the source of this 1718-nucleotide messenger RNA. RefSeq names its product interleukin 12A (gene IL12A). Gene Ontology annotation, biological process: immune response. The record is from RefSeq and is a predicted model, not a curated record. Gene Ontology annotation, molecular function: interleukin-12 receptor binding; growth factor activity. The transcript has 6 exons. Bases 597 to 1373 code for a protein of 258 amino acids. Gene Ontology annotation, cellular component: extracellular region. NCBI's taxonomy places the organism in Eukaryota, Metazoa, Chordata, Mammalia, Artiodactyla, Camelidae.